GGCACAUCUCUCCAUAGACCAUGAUUGGAGUACUUUUGUUGGUUGCGGCAGUCAGCCUGCUGUAUGUGUAUCUCAAGUGGACAUUCAGCUACUGGGAUCGCCAGGGUUUCCCCUCCGCCGGGGUCACCAUACCCUUUGGCGCCUUGGAUUCCGUGCGCAGAGGCAAACGAUCCUUCGGAAUGGCCAUCUACGACAUGUACAAUGCCACGAAGGAGCCUGUGAUGGGCAUGUACCUGACCGUGCGACCUGCAUUGCUGGUGAGGGAUCCGCAGCUGGCGCAUGAUAUUUUGGUCAAGGAUUUUGCCAGCUUCCACGAUCGCGGCAUCUAUGUGGAUGAGAAGAACGAUCCCAUGUCGGCCACUAUUUUUGCCAUGGAGGGCAGUAAUUGGCGCAAUCUGAGGGCGAAGCUAACGCCUUCGUUUACAUCGGGCAAGCUUAAGGCCAUGUUCUCGACGUCCGAGGCAAUUGGCGAUAAGAUGGUGGCACACUUGAAUGGAAAAUUACCCAAAGAGGGUAGCCAGGAGAUUGAAAUGAAGGAGUUGUUGUUAACGUAUGCUGUGGAUAUCAUUGCCUCGACCAUCUUUGGCCUGGAUGUGGACAGUUUUGCUGAUCCCAACAACGAAUUCCUGUCCAUCACAAAAACCAUCAAUCAGAAUACAUUUACGGAUAUCCUACGUGGAACCACAUCCUUUCUGUUCCCAGGUUUGGAAAAGAUCUUUGUUCGCUUGGGCUGGUCCCAGGAGGGACCUGAGCGCAUAAGGGAACUCUCCAACCGCACUGUCGAUCUCCGAGAGGAGAAAAAUAUUGAGCGACGCGAUCUGUUGCAACUUCUGUUGCAGCUCCGCAACACUGGAAAGAUUAGCAACGAUGAUAACAUGUGGUCAGCGCAGAAUGCCAACAAGGGCCUCAAAAGCGUGUCCAAGGAUCUGAUUGCCGGACAGCUGUUCCUUUUCUUUGUGGCCGGAUACGAGACGACAGCCUCAACGGCGGCCUAUACCAUCUACGAGUUGACCCAGAAUCCAGAGGUGAUGGCCAGGGCCUUGGAGGAUGUGAGGAGUACGCUGGAAAAGCACGAUGGAAAGCUAUCCUACGACGCCAUACAGGAUAUGAAGUAUCUGGAGGCCUGCGUAUUGGAGACUGCUCGCAAAUAUCCUGCUCUGCCACUGCUGAAUCGUGUAUGCACAAAGGAAUACCAAAUACCGAAUAGCAAACUGAUCGUCAAAAAGGGCACGCCCAUUAUCAUUUCCUUGAUUGGAAUGCAUCGCGAUGCAGAGAACUUCCCAGAUCCAUUGGCAUACAAGCCAGAGAGGUAUUUGGACGAGAAUAAGAACUUUAACCCGACGGCGUACAUGCCCUUCGGGGAGGGUCCCCACAAUUGCAUUGGUCUUCGCAUGGGAAAAGUCAACGUCAAGAUUGCUGUGGCCAAGAUUCUAUCGAAUUUCAAUCUGGAGAUGAGCAAAGAGAAGCGGGAGAUCGAGUUCAGUGUCCAUGGGAUCCCCCUGAUGCCCAAAGGCGGCGUGCCCGUCCGUAUCUCUCGCAAAAAGUAGCCGCUUGAAUGUCUCUUUCUAGCCCGUAAUCUAAGAGUUAAUAAUAAAUCAAACCAUAAUUAAAGUUCGAGUGAAAUAAUGCA
Drosophila persimilis is the source of this 1630-nucleotide messenger RNA. RefSeq names its product probable cytochrome P450 6d5 (gene Cyp6d5). The record is from RefSeq and is a predicted model, not a curated record. The transcript has 5 exons. NCBI's taxonomy places the organism in Eukaryota, Metazoa, Arthropoda, Insecta, Diptera, Drosophilidae. The coding region runs from base 21 to 1547 and encodes 508 amino acids. Gene Ontology annotation, molecular function: oxidoreductase activity, acting on paired donors, with incorporation or reduction of molecular oxygen; iron ion binding; heme binding.